AUGCUAUAUUCAUCAGCGGAGCUUAUUCACACGACGAUCAGCCCUGCCGACCCGUCAACUGUACGACGUCGCCGUCAGCUGACUGCCGGCAUGUUCGCCUGCUCACGCCUUUGGGUAAUGGCGGCAUUCCUCAUCUCGUUCGCAUCAUUGUUGGCCGGCGCAUGGGUACUCUUCUGCAACCAUGUUCUUCUUACUGGGGAUCAUCCCGUGCCGCCUCGAGCAACUCUUUUCCUAAGCAAUUUCAUAAUUUUUGCCUCAUCUUGCGUGUACAAAUUCGGUCGUACCGAGGAAAUGUAG
Haemonchus placei is the source of this 297-nucleotide messenger RNA. NCBI's taxonomy places the organism in Eukaryota, Metazoa, Nematoda, Chromadorea, Rhabditida, Trichostrongylidae. The record is from the annotation of a GenBank genome assembly.